This is a messenger RNA of Effrenium voratum, 2564 nucleotides long. Lineage: Eukaryota; Dinophyceae; Suessiales; Symbiodiniaceae. The record is from the annotation of a GenBank genome assembly.
UCGAGAAACCUCCAACCCAAGCAGAGGGUGCUGCUGUUUCCCUGGUCAUGGUGCUGCUGCGCUUGGAAGUCUCCAGCGCCUCUAGGGCAGCGAAGGCCGGCCAGACACCGGGCGCAGCCUGCUGCGUGGUGGGUGCCGCCGGAAAUCUGGGCGGAUGGGACCCCAAGUGCGCGCCAGAGCUCGCCCCGAGCGGGCCGCUGUGCUGGCAGGGCGACGUGGACGCUGCCGGGGAGGAGUUCAAGAUCUGCAUCUACAACUCUUCGACCCAUGACUACACCUGGGAGGAGCAGGGACCCCUCCAUCGGCUUCCCAUGUCUGGAAGCUUGCGCGCCACCUUCGAGGACGCCGGUUCCGACGUGGCCGACGCGGCGAAGCCGGCGGCAGCGGCGAAGCCGGAAGCGGCGCGGUCCUGGCGAGUGGUGGGCGGCGGAGACAAGGGCGGCAUCGUGGUGCGCUCGGGCGUGGGGCUGAGCUCCCCGGAGGCCGCGGAGCGCUUGGCCACCGGCGCCGUGCUCCAGGAGCUGCAGCGGGUGGAGGAGCGGCUCCAGUUCCGCAAGGUCUCGGGCGAGGGGCCCGAGGAGGGCUGGGUCUCCCUGCGGCUCAAGGGGAAGGACUUGGUGGUGCCCGCUGACGCGGCCUCCGCCUCCGCUGCCACCGAGUCUCCGACGGGCUGCGUGCUGCGGGUGCGCGUGCCGCAGAGCUCCGCGCGCGCGGCGGAGGUGGGGCGCAAGGAGGGGGCGGUGUGCACGCUGGUGGGCGAAGGCCCGGCGCUGGGCGGCUGGGACCCCAAGCGCGCCCCGAAGCUGCGGCGCCGCAGCGAGGAGGAAGGCGCCACCAUUUGGGAGGGCUCCCUGGACGGCCUCGAGGUCUCUGCAGGACAGCAGUUCAAGGUCUGCAUCCUGCACGAGCCGAGCAGCUCCUACGUCUGGGAAGAGGCGGGGCCUAUGCACCAUUGGCCUUCUGCUUCGGAGACGCAGGAGUUCGAGGCCGGGGUAAGCCACGGCGGCGGUGGCGGCGGCGGGUUGCUGCCGUGGCCCCCCAGCGCGACGGCGCCGGCGCCAGCGCCGGCGACUGCCGUGCGACUGGAAGCAGGUAUCGAUCGCUGGAUUCCCUGGGGUGGCAGUGCGUGCGGGUCGCUGAAGGCGCCCCGGAGCAUCUUCCACGCCUUCCACUGGGCCUAUGCCUUGGUGACGGAGCGCCUGGCGGACAUAGCCGCCCUGGGCUUCGACGGGGUGCAGCUGAGCCCGGCGCAGAAGUCCAAGUCUGGCCAUGAGUGGUGGGCACGCUACCAGCCACAGGACUAUCUCAAGAUCGAGGGCCUCGGCUCUUUCGAAGAGCUGAAGGGCCUUUGCGCGAAGGCGAAGGAGCUGCGGCUCCUGGUCUUGGGCGAUGUGGUCUUCAACCACAUGAUAGUGGUGGCCUCCGGCCACGAGUGGAAGGCGGCGCAGAAGUCCCCGGAGCGGCUCAAGGAGCUGCAGCGGCGCUUGGUGAGUCACACGGCCAUGGAGCUCGAGGACUUCCAGUGGCCCUGGUUCGACAUGUCCGGAGAGCACUGGGACAACGAGAAUCGCUUUGAGGGCUGGGGCAACGGAGAGUGGUCGGAGCUGCGGUACUGCAAGAAGGUGGUGGACGUGCAGCAGAAGCACCUUCAGCUUCUCUUGGACGCAGGCGUGCGGGGGAUCCGCUUCGAUGCCGUGAAGCACAUACGCCCCAAGCACGUGGAGGAGCAUUUGCAGCACCUGCAGCCGCACGAGGUCUUCUCCUAUGGCGAGGUGCUGAGCGUCGACGCUGCGAUGCACCAGGAGUACAUGGAGCCUCUGAAGCUGCCCUCCACCGACUUCCCGUUGGCCGUGUUCCUGUACCGCGCGCUCUCAGAGGGCGUCAAGGCUGCGGACGAGGGUGUGCUGGGCGCCUGCAGCAAAGUAGGCCUCGCUGCAGCCCCGCCCAAAGCCGCGGCGAAGCCCGCUGAGUCCGCCGCUCUGUCCGCGGACUCCGUGCGCUUCGCGCGGAACCACGACACGGUCAUGAACCCGGGGCUCUACUACGGGCUGAACCACUCCGCCGGGGGGAGAAGCGCCUUGGUGUGGCUCUGGCUCCUCAGCGUCCACGACGGCUGCGUGCUGGUCUUCGCCGAGGACCUGCAGAAGGCCGGGCCUCUGCUCUGCCGGGGUCUACGCUUCCGCCGGGACAUGGCGAGCGCGAGCUCUUCGGAGGUCUGCCUCCGGUUUUCGGAUGAGAAGACGGCGCCGAAGCUGCUGCUGGUCAUCUUGCGCAACCCGAGUGGCGAACUGCUGGGGCUUGCAGCGGUGAACCUCAGCAAAUCCGCCCUGGAGGUGCCCUGCCUCCCGGUCAGAGGUGAGCUGUCGGAUGAGAGCGGCCGGCGCUUGCGCCUGGAGGACCAGUGCCUGAAGGACGAGACUGGCCAGGUCACGACCAUCGUCAUUCCCGGCGCCGACGCGGCGUUCCUGCGGCUCUGAGCCGGCCAACCGGAUCAGGCGAAGUACAGCCAGCCCACCUGGGGCUAAAAGGAGCUUUCCCAUGAGGGCUCCCUGAUUUCCUGUGUU